CACGUAUCACUUAUACUCUUCAUCUAUCAUACGGCCAUUUGGGAACAAUGGCGUUGACUGUGCUUCCUUUGGCUGUGCUAGCUUUAAUUGCUGGUUUUAUGAUUCAAUAUCUAUACCGCUAUCGGCAACAACAGGCAGACAAAGCUCUCGGUGAGCGUCAUGGCUGCCUACCAGCCCCACGGCUGCAAAAUCAAAGGCCUUUUGGGAUUGAUCGCCUCGAACAGAUCUUCCGAGCAGAUUCCGAAUCGCGACUAAUGGAACUUUUCUUGUUUCAUUUCCGCCAGACCGGGAAUACUCUAGAGCAGAAAUUUCUUGGCACUAAGGCGUAUGGUACCAUAGAGCCAGCCAAUCUCGAGGCUAUAUUCUCUACCAACUUCAAAGAUUUUGGCAUGGGGCCCCGCCGAGCUAUCACUUUCCCAAUGUUUGGAGAUGGCAUCUUUACACAGGAAGGUCCGGUCUGGAAGCACUCAAGGGAUAUGCUGCGACCGCAACUGCAACAUAAGCAAUACGAAAGCCUAGAAGUCUUCCGAACUGCUGUCGAUGACCUGAUUCAUCUUGUUCAACAAAGCAAUGGCACAAUCGACCUUCAGCCCUUGUUUUUCCGCUUAACCCUUGAUACAACUACGGCUUUUCUUUUUGGCGAGUCAGUGCGGAGUCUGAUCAUCCCAGAAGCUGUCGGGGAGCGAACCUUUGCAACAGCCUUCAACACUGCUCAACAAUGGGUCACCAAACGAUUUCGACUUCUCGAUCUCUACUGGAUUAUUAACGGCAAUGAAUUCCAGCAAGCUUGCAAAGAUGUGCACAAGUUUGCAGAUCAAAUAAUAGAUCGCAAUCUUUCAGCAAACCGAGAUGACGGCGCUCAGUCGGGAAAAUAUAUAUUUCUAGAUACCGUUGCGCAGAACACCUCGGAUAAGACUGCACUAAGAGGCCAAAUUAUCAACCUUCUUGCUGCGGGAAGAGACACGACAGCUUGCCUGCUUUCCUGGACGUUCUUCUUACUUGUCCGUCAUCCUCAUGUCAUGGACAAGUUACGCACAGAAAUUGCUUCGGCAUGUGGGGUAGAUUCAAAUCUCAGUCGUGACAAGCUUAGGAAAAUGUCCUAUCUGCAAAACGUUCUAAAGGAAACCCUCCGACUUUACCCAUCUGUUCCUGUAAAUACCCGCACAACAGUGAGAACUACUGUACUUCCUACUGGUGGAGGCCCCGAUCGAAAAUCUCCUGUUCUGAUCCCUGGUGGAAGUGCUAUAGCCUUCAGUGUAUAUUCUAUGCACCGACGGCCAGAUCUCUACGGAAUGGAUGCUGAACUAUUUCGCCCCGAAAGAUGGGAUGAAGACAUGCCUAUGUACCAGAAUCCAACCAACUCAAAGUGGGGCUAUCUUCCAUUCCAUGGUGGCCCUCGGAUCUGUCUUGGAAUGGAUUUUGCACUCAGCGAAGCUGGGUACACAGUUGUACGCCUUCUACAGAGAUUUCAGAAUAUCAAACUUCCCGAAGGUGAGACUGUGGAGUUGAUUGGUGUGGAAAAGCAGGUUAUGACAUUGGUUGUGGCUAUUAAAGAUGGGUGCAAGGUUGAAAUCAGUUAGUGAAUAGGUACGGUUGCAACGCACGCUUUGAUAACCAGAAUUAUAGUUGGGACGAGUAGCCGCC
Cucurbitaria berberidis CBS 394.84 is the source of this 1644-nucleotide messenger RNA. RefSeq names its product cytochrome P450 alkane hydroxylase. The coding region runs from base 48 to 1580 and encodes 510 amino acids. The record is from RefSeq and is a predicted model, not a curated record. Gene Ontology annotation, molecular function: oxidoreductase activity, acting on paired donors, with incorporation or reduction of molecular oxygen; monooxygenase activity; iron ion binding. Lineage: Eukaryota; Fungi; Ascomycota; Dothideomycetes; Pleosporales; Cucurbitariaceae. The transcript has 6 exons.